CCCACUCCAAACCUCCCUCUCUCGACCUCGACCCCUCGCCCGCAAAGCCCCGCAAGCCAGCGGCAUCCCGCUUCCUCGGCAGGCUUCCAAGACCCAACCCAACAGCUUCCGAGCGAGUACGGCGGCGGCGACGAUGGCGGCCAAGUCGCACACACGCAAGGCGUUCCUCCUCUGCAACUACGUCCUCCUGGGCGCCUCCUCCAGCUGCAUCUUCCUCACGCUGUCGCUGCGCCUGCUGCCGUCCCCGUGCGGCCUGCUCCUGCUCUUCCUCCACGCCCUCACCGCCGUCUUCUCCGCGGCCGGCUGCUCGGGCUCCUUCACGGCGCCCGCCACGCCCGCGCAGUGGCACAACGCGCACACCGCGGGAGCCGCGCUCACCGCCAUCUUCCAGGGCGCCAUCGCGCUGCUCGCGUUCACCCGCACCUCCGACUUCCUCGCCGAGCUCCAGUCCUACGUCCGCGACGAGGACGGCGCCGUCAUCCUCAAGAUGGUCGGAGGGCUCGGCACCGCCAUCUUCGUCCUCGAGUGGGCCGCGCUCGCGCUUGCCUUCUCCCUCCGCCUCGACGAGGAUGACGACGACGACGACCUCCAGGCCAAGAACUGGCAAUCGUACCAUGUCUGAUCCCAUCCACUGCUGGCCUGGGCUCCUUCAAAAUGAGAUUCUUUGAUGUCUAUUCUAUUAUUGUACUAUUGCUGUCAUUCUUUUGUACUACGGUGUACUGUUAUGACUGUUCAACCAAAAUAAAUAAAUACCAAAGCAAAUAUAUAUUAUUGCUUUUGUUA
This is a messenger RNA of Zea mays, 783 nucleotides long. RefSeq lists its product as uncharacterized. The transcript has a single exon. Lineage: Eukaryota; Viridiplantae; Streptophyta; Magnoliopsida; Poales; Poaceae. Bases 134 to 622 code for a protein of 162 amino acids. The record is from RefSeq and is marked predicted.